Molecule: messenger RNA, 1757 nt
Organism: Salpingoeca rosetta
Lineage: Eukaryota; Choanoflagellata; Craspedida; Salpingoecidae
Exons: 12
Coding region: 94-1587 (497 amino acids)
Molecular function (GO): acid phosphatase activity; metal ion binding
Source: RefSeq, a predicted model, not a curated record
AAGGUCUCGUGGAGCGGCGUGCCAACAGAGGAGCGUGAUGGCUGCUGGAUUGGCGUGUACUCGCCCAGUGCAAACGUGAGCGCCAUCCCGCCCAUGGACUACCCUGCAACCGCCCCUUGGACAGCCACCGCCACGGUCAAGUACCAGUACUGCAAAGUUUCCCCUGACUUCUACUCGACCGGUAGCGGCUCGUACCGCUUCAACCUGAUCAACAUGCGCGACGAUGUCGUGUUCUGGCUCCUCUUUGGCGGCAUCGACAAACCACGUGCCAUCGCAAAGACCUCGAGCAUCUCCUUUAACGACACAGAGGUGCCCAAGCAGAUUGUCACUGCGCUGACGGGCGACCCAACAGAGAUGCGCGUGACAUGGAACUCUGCCAGUGGCACGGGGGCCAAGCUGCGCUAUGGUAUCAACGGCCAGUCCAAGGUGCACACCAUUGACGCAAACACGACGACAUACACCAGGGAUGACCUGUGCGGUGCCCCCGCCACCACUCAGGGCUGGCGUGACCCAGGUUACUUCCACACCGCCAUCAUCAAGGGUUUGAAGCCAGGCAAGUCUGUCGUCUGGUACCAGUGCUUCAGCAACAACACCUGGUCCACCGUGCACACGUUUACGGCGGCCAAGCCUGCCGAUGCCAAGGCGUCACUGCACAUUGUCGCCACCGCAGACGUCGGUGCUGCCCAGCGCGACGGCUGUCACUACCACUGGGAGACCCCAGACGCCAAUCUGACGUACAUGCACAUGGGCGAGCACGGCGCCGCCGAUCUCGCCCUCCACAUUGGCGACAUCUCAUAUGCCACGGGCUACGCCUCCAAGUGGGAUGUGUUCAUGACGCAAGCCUCCCCACUUGCCGCAGCAACACCUCUGAUGACUGCGCUUGGAAACCACGAGCAAGACUUCCCCGGCAAAGUUUACUACAACUCGGUUGACUCUGGUGGUGAGUGCGGUAUUCCCACAGUGACCCGCUUCCCCAUGCCCACCCCAACUGGCGACCAGCAAAAGGGCUGGUACUCGUUUGACAUGGGCCCUGUGCACUUCUUGAUGAUGGACACGGAGCUUGAGUGCGGCCCGGGCAGUGAGCAGUACAAGUUCUUUCAGAAGGACCUCUCCAGUGUGGACCGCAACGUCACGCCUUGGAUUGUCUUUGGAGGUCACCGCCCCAUGUACUAUGUGCUUGAGGAUGGCAGCCACAUUGAUCCGCAUUUCCAGGUGCUGGAGCCUCUGCUGGUGAAGCACCAGGUGGACCUCAUCCUUGUUGGCCACGUGCACAACGCGCUGCGCACGUGCCCCGUGAACAACGGGACGUGCCAGCAGCCGUCGAAGCAAGGCGGCUACGAUGCCCCGAUUCACGUGUGCAUUGGCAAUGGCGGCAUGGGCCUGACCAAGAUCCCGGAGACGCGCGCCGCCUGGACCGAGUACCAGGCCUACGAAUGGGGUUACAGCACCAUCGACGUCAACGCCACCCACCUCCACAUGCAACUGUUUGCCGAUGAGAGCAACGAGCUGCACCACGAGUUCACCAUUGAGCGGUCCUUCCCACGCGACAUGUCCGCCACUGGCGUUCCUCGUCGUGCUGCCGUUUGAACUUGGCGCCGCUGCGUGUUUUCUGCCCUCCUCUUUGUUGGAAAACACCAUUUUCUGUCACCUGACCGCCGUUUUGCCACAUCUUCCUGUGUUUCGGCGACCCUUCCCGCCACAAUAAAAAAGCCCCACAACGAACAGCGCCCCCUGGGCACAACACACGCACACGUGCC